GGGGCCGGGGCCGGGCCUCGCCCCUCCCGGCGCUGUCCCUUCCCGGGACGCGGCGGCUGCCGCCGGCCUUUGCGCCCUCCCCCACCCCGCCUGGGGACGACAGCCUUGGGGCGGCCUCGGAUGACCGUCUCCCUGCGGCGCCGGGACGCGGCGAGCCCGGGCCCCUCGGGCGGGGCUGCGGGGGGUGCCUGCCGCGGGUCAUGGGCCACAGCUCUGCGGGGUGGGGAGCGUCGGUCCGUGGGGCCCGUUCACCCCGCGGCGAUUGCGUUGAUGCCGCCGCUGUUGCCAGGCCGGGCCGCCCGCGUCCCGUCUGCCGGCCUGAGGCUGCAGCCUAGCAUCGGCUGCCCGCAGCAGUUAGAGCGACGCGGGGGCCGAAUCGCGAACGAAGAGAGACUCUGCGAUCCCGCGUAGCAGCCCCGGCUCCCGCCUGGCGAGACCCAGCCGUCCGGGCUACCUGGCCCCCGCACCCAGUGACAUGCACAUGUGACACGGCUUCAUCUGUGCCACCGAUUUCCCCGCGAUGGGGCUUCCUGGGCGCCUUCCCUGGGAACUGUGGCUUCCUGAGCAGUUUUAGGUUCAGAGGAGCCGUGCCUGAGGCCAGACGUGCCAGCUGGUCCAUGGCUUGGCUUCUGGUUCUGGCCACCUCGAGAAAGGAGUGGGGGGCCUGCCCGGGCCUGGCACACAGGUCUCAGCCGAGGCUGCCCUAAGCUGGUGCCGAACUCGCAGGUGUGGGGUGGGAGCCACCAAAUGGGUGGCAGAUGGAGGGACCCAGUGCUGGAUUGAUACCUACUGUUCUCAGAAAAGCCAGUUGCCUCUCAUGCAGGGCAUCUCCUGCACUGUCACUGGACCAGUGCCCCAGGCUGUGGUGUCAGGCACGGCCGGGUCCCUCAAGUCUGGGCAGACGGUUCUGUGCUGGAGUGGAGCCCGAGUCCCUCUGGGGAGGACGAGAAGCUUUGCUAGGAUGGCCUUGAGCAUGUGCCAGAGCUAUCAUGGGCUGAAGCAUGGGAGCACAGUGCAGGGCUGGAGCCCACCCCUCGGCUGGGACUGUGAACUGGCAUUGCUGCGCAAUGGCUCAUGCACAGCCAUGGGAAUGAUCAGCCUUUACGUGCCACGUGGGCAGGGGGAGAGCUGAGCCUCUCCAAUGCUUUCAUGUUACUGAGAGAUCGGAGCUGGCUGAGCCCUGACAUCCUAACGUGUCGUUAAGGAGUGAUUCCUCACGACGAGGGCCACAGGGUGACUUUAUACAACCCUCCUUGGCCUGUACCCUCUCAGACUUGCUCCUUGGCACCGACUGCUUGCAUGGCAAAUGCUGGUCUUGCUCCAUAACUAGGGCUCCCCAGCACUUGUCUGGGCACCAUCCAGAUCUCACCAGAGCCCCGUGUGCCUCUGGAUGGUUGCUUGAGUGUGAUUGGGACAUAGGAAAAGUAUCACUGGCAACAGGAAAGCAGUUAGCCCAGACGAGCUGUCGCAACCCUGCCCAGCACAGGAUGCACCUUCUCCCGUGUGUGGCUCAGCCAUGGGGCUUGGCUGGAGCUGUGUGUUGGGCAGGUGGGUGAGACACGAGGAGGAUGCAGGAGCAUUUGGGAUCCUGCCUGGAAAGGGUGUUUUGGGGUAGGUAGAGUGGGGCAGCCUUGAACUCCCUGAACCUUCCCAGGCACCAGACAGCCUGUUGCUGCCGCUGGCAGAGGCCUCUGCCAGGGCAGGCCACUGGCACUGUAGCAGGGUGGGAGGGAAUUCGUCCCACAGGUUUUAUAGCCCUGCUUGUGGCUGCUGGUUCUGGCCCCUUUGUGAAUCUGGGAGCUUGUGAUGGCUGAUGAUGGAAGGUGUGCCACUGCUCACCUGCACCGGGCCUGUCCCUUCCUGAGCCCUUCGCCCAUGGGUGCCUGGCAAUUCUUCCCUUCUAAGUAAGCACAGGAUCUAUUCUGGGUGCUCACCACACACUUCUCAGACUGCAGAGGGGACCUGGUGCUGUAAAUCCCAGUGAGUCAAUGGUGGAGGUCUGGCAGUGUUGUGGGGCUGAGUCCCUGCAGGGUGAGCUCUGCCCUGUGACACAGGGCUGGGCCCGGUUCUGCACAGGGCCUGUCCUCUGCGUUCAUGGGGAGCCUGAGCUGCUGCCAAGGUGACACUGGAAUCCAGCAGGUUGGGAAGAGCAGCUUUUGGAAGGGAAGUUGCCCUGAGGAAGGAGGGAGCCAGGCCUGGCUUGGGACCGGGGCUGUCACUCCUAGCCUAUGGAAGAGACCAGCCCAAGCAGCGCAGGACUCAGCUGGAGGAGGAGAGUGAGAUGGGAGUUGGAGGAAGUGAGGCAGGAGGGCCGAGUGGAUCCAAGGGCAGGACCCUGUGCCCAGACCCUGCCUCGCGCCAACGCCUCGGUGCCUUCUGGGCUCUUCGGUUCGCAGGCGAGCGGCGCCAGCAGCAGCCGGGCCAUGACCAGCCGAGGAGCCGCCAGGCCGAACGGGCAGUCCCAAGCUAGUAAAAUCUGUCAGUUCAAGUUGGUGCUGCUGGGCGAGUCGGCAGUGGGGAAAUCCAGCCUGGUACUGCGCUUCGUCAAGGGCCAGUUCCAUGAGUACCAGGAGAGCACCAUUGGUGCGGCGUUUCUGACACAGUCCGUCUGCCUGGAUGACACAACGGUAAAGUUUGAGAUCUGGGAUACAGCCGGACAGGAGAGAUACCACAGCCUGGCCCCGAUGUACUACCGGGGGGCACAAGCUGCCAUCGUGGUUUAUGAUAUCACCAACCAGGAAACAUUUGCACGGGCGAAGACAUGGGUGAAGGAGCUGCAGAGACAAGCCAGCCCCAGCAUCGUGAUCGCCCUCGCAGGCAACAAAGCCGACCUGGCCAGCAAACGCAUGGUGGAAUAUGAAGAGGCGCAGGCUUACGCAGAUGACAACAGCCUGUUGUUUAUGGAGACGUCGGCCAAGACAGCGAUGAAUGUGAACGACCUCUUCUUGGCCAUCGCCAAGAAGCUGCCAAAGAGCGAGCCCCAGAGCACGAGUGGAGCAGCGGGCAGGAGCCGAGGCGUGGACCUGCACGAGCAGAGCCAGCAGAACAAGAGCCAGUGUUGUAGCAACUAAAGGGCGCUUGUGCCUGCGCCAGAGGAAGAGCUAAGAUAUAACCUCCAUCCCCGUCCACCACACCUCACCUCCAUAACGGCACGCCGAGAAACCCGUUUGAACCAGAACCCUCCCCAGAGCUCCCUCUAACUGCACUUUUUAACGCUUCGAAACCACCACCGAGACACCUGUUACACCCUCCUGAAGGCAGUGGAACUAGAUCAGCCGGGGACUUAACUUCCAAAACAAACCAAACUCUUCUUCACUUUGUAUUAUAGGUGCAAAUAGCGACCGGAUAUCCCGAUUUCUCUCUCAUCCUCCCCACUCUCCCACCUCCCUCUCUGCUCUGGUCAAUCUGGGUUCCCGUUAAUGUCUCCCCAUAGAGCAGGGGUGGGGAGGGACUGAGGAGGCAGCAGCUUUGUCCUCAACGGUUCACAUUGUGGUGAUCCCACGGGAACCAGAGACCUCUGGAAAAUGCCAGAUUUUUCCAAGGGGAUCUUGUUAAUUUUUGUUUUUCCCUCCUGUUUCUGCUGUUUGGCAGUUGGGGGACAGGCAGGGACGGGGAGGAAAGCUGCAGUGUCCUUAAUUUCUUCCUAGGUGGCCUUUUUUGCUGAGUGCCUGGGCGCUUUUCUUAAAGGGAGGGGGACAGCGAGGCAGCAGCCCAGACCCCAAGCCACCAUUGCCAUGAAGCCACAGUGGGUGACCCUUCCCCACCUUCACCCCUCAACUCCAGCGGCGCCAGACCUGCUGGUCCCUGCUCUUGCUCUUCAGUUGAUUCCCAGCCCGUGGCGGCCGAGGGUUGUCUCCAGUUCGCACUUUAGUGAGGGAAAUGUCCUGUGAACGAGCACCUUGAGUUUUCUUUUCCGUCCCAUUGGGCCCAAGCCCACGGAAGGGCAAAGGGAGCGAAUGUGCUGGUUUUGUUCUGCCUCUGCUUUCUCCAAGGCUGGGGAAACCCUCGGUGCCGGUGCAGCUGUGCUCGGAGAGUUGGGACGUUUUCCAAGAGCUGUUUCAGUGGGUCCCAGUAGCUGAGCAAAAGGGUCGCACAGAGGUACCUGCCCCUUCGCCACUCCUGAACCCCCUGGCAGAGACAGGUGGCUCUGGUCAGGGUGCUACAGCCCGAAGAAAGGGGCACCUUGAUGGGGAUCCCCAACGGGUCCCAGCUCUGCCACUGGUGCUUGCUGGGCUGAGGCCACAUCCUGUCGCUCCCCGUGCUGACACCGUAAGGCCUCACCAUCAUCUGGCCCAAACCCUGGAUGAAACGAGGACACUGCAGCUUUUCUCACUCUUUUUCUUCUGCUUCUUUGAUAAUUAUGACUGGUUUUCUUUUUCUUUUUGUGUUGCUUUGAGCAAACUCCUCCAUUGCAUUUAAAUAACAAUCAUGGUAACAGAACUCGCAGCUGAUUUACCGAUGUAUUUAAUGUAAGUAAAACCAAACCACAAAGGAAAAAAAAAACAGUAAAAGCAA
Molecule: messenger RNA, 4515 nt
Organism: Colius striatus (speckled mousebird)
Lineage: Eukaryota; Metazoa; Chordata; Aves; Coliiformes; Coliidae
Gene: RAB5B
Product: RAB5B, member RAS oncogene family
Exons: 6
Coding region: 2229-3071 (280 amino acids)
Molecular function (GO): GTPase activity; GTP binding
Source: RefSeq, a predicted model, not a curated record